Molecule: messenger RNA, 1014 nt
Organism: Penicillium argentinense
Lineage: Eukaryota; Fungi; Ascomycota; Eurotiomycetes; Eurotiales; Aspergillaceae
Product: flavin adenine dinucleotide pyrophosphatase
Exons: 3
Coding region: 1-1014 (337 amino acids)
Source: RefSeq, a predicted model, not a curated record
AUGCUCAGUCGACUCAAUCUACUUAAGCGCCACCUUCCUCUGUCGUUUGGCCCCGCCCGUCCAACUACCCCGGCCCUCUCGACUUCGUCCCUGGCUCCGUGCUCGGCUCCGUUCGCGAUGACAUCAGCAUCUGCUGCCGCCAAUUUGAACUUCACCAAGCCGAUUCACACGGCUGCGUGCCUCAUUAUUGGAGAUGAGGUGCUUGGGGGGAAGACCAUCGACACCAACUCCCCGUUCCUGGCCAAAUUCUGCUUUGACCUCGGCAUCCAGUUGAAGAGGGUAGAGGUCAUCCCCGACGAUGAAGAGGAUAUCAUCGAAGCGGUUCGCCGCAUGAGUGCCCGAUACGACUUUGUCGUGACCAGUGGAGGCAUUGGACCGACACACGACGACAUCACCUACUCCUCCAUAGCCAAAGCCUUCGGCCUAAAACUUCAACUCCAUCAAGCCGCAUUUGAACGCAUGAAGCGUCUCUCUCGCCCACAUCCCAUGCAACCCAACUUCGACUGGGACACCCCCUCCCCCGGCCUAACCGCCAAGCUCCGCAUGGUCGAGAUGCCCUUCGACGAGAACAUCCCAGCCGAGAACCAGGCCCUUUUUGUGGCAGAGGACAUGUGGGUGCCCAUCUCCGUCGUGAACGGCAACGUCCACAUCCUCCCCGGCGUCCCCCGUCUCUUCGAGCGCCUCCUGCAACACCUGAAGCCCUUCAUUGUCCACCGUCUCUCCGAUCCCGAGGGCAAGGGUACCUUCCGUUUCCUGUUUAGCACGCCCCUACCUGAGAGUGCAGUCGCCCCAUUCUUGACUGAGCUUGCGGCUAAGGUCGAGCCGAAAGGGGUUAAGGUUGGUUCUUAUCCUCGUUGGGGCAAGAAGCGGAAUACCGUUACCUUGGUCGGUGCGGAUAAGGCUUAUCUUGAAUCGUUGGUUGCGGAAGUUGAGGCUGGUGUGCAGGGGAAGUAUGUUACCAAGGAGGAUGAGAUGGAUCUGCCGGAUGACAAGGAGCAUAUCUACAGUCAGUAG